Messenger RNA from Monosiga brevicollis MX1, 2511 nucleotides. RefSeq lists its product as uncharacterized. The record is from RefSeq and is a predicted model, not a curated record. NCBI's taxonomy places the organism in Eukaryota, Choanoflagellata, Craspedida, Salpingoecidae. Bases 1 to 2511 code for a protein of 836 amino acids. The transcript is spliced from 10 exons.
AUGCGACUGCGCUCCGUUCUCUUUCUGCCCAGCGAUGAUGAGCCCGGACGAUACUACAAUGAUAAUUUUCCCGUCCUGCAACUACGUGUCAACGGUCAACUUGUGUUCGACUCGAGCCUCGUCACGUUUCGGUGUCGUAUCACCGCUGAUGAAGAUCUCUUGUCCUUUGCCUUUGAGGAACUGCUCGUGUGUGGUGCCGUCGAACUGACUCUGCUUUCUGCGCACGCUGGCGAUGACCGUGAGCCGCCCAAGCGCGUCCUUUGCGCUUCCUUCCAUACUGGGUUCAUGGCCGAGGGUCUUGUACGCGUGUCACGCGCGGACUGUCGCAUUUUCCCCCUGGCCGAUCGCCACCACCUGCCCUUCAUUCCAGCAUCCAUCGAUGUUGCUACCCAUGCCGUGUCAGGCCCCGCAAGGGGCGAUGCCAUCGGAGGCCCGCCGGCGGCACCACCCAUGGACAUUGUUCAUGAUGAUGAUGCCGACAUGCUCAGCCGAGCAUUCAACGUGUCACCCACCGUCCUUGAGACCCUUUCCACACUAUGCUUCACUCAUGCGACCAUGCCAGGGGCCGAGCAGCUUCAAGCCCUCGCGCUCACAGGCAGCUCAAUCAUUGAACAGCGCUUAGCCCUCCAGCUCUGUCAGAACGAUCUCAUGGAGGCUCACCAGUUUCUAGCCGAGUGGACACGUCGAGGCUUGGCCUCUCUGAGUGUUCAUGAACUCGAUCAAAGUCUCAGCUUGAGCGCCUUUCUGGAAGACGACGGAGACAGCAGCUCCCAUGAUCUUAGGAAUCCAGCCGCCAACGCACAGCCCAGUAAACCUUCUGGUGUGCCUGACAACACAAUCGACGGGCCACUCCCCGAAGCCAAACGAAUCGACCAGGAGCUGUCUGGCCCCGGGCUCGGUAAUCUGGCAUCUGCCUUUGCUGGUGCCGACAUGUCGCUGCAUGAUAUCUUGUUCAGCGUCGAUGCUAUUCAAAGCGAGGCAGAACUUGUGGCUUUGCAUGCUGCUACCCCGCCCGUGGUCUUUCCAGAGGAAGCCGAGCGACAGAGCCAACUCGAAAAAGCCCGACGCAGGCUGCAAAAGUUUUCACGGCAGCAAAGCCGCAGCUCCAGAAAAGCGUCUCGCCAGGAUGCCACUGCGCCCACAGCAUCGAGCGAUGACACCAAGUCUAUAUCCAAUGAGGAUACUUCUCCACACGCCUUGGCAAGCUCGGAACAGGCAGCCGUUGCUGCUUUCAGCGAGGGAUCGACUGAAGUUGAUGAACGUGGGCCAGGAGUUGCCGUGGCCGUGUCCACAGCAAAGCACCCGACUGGUACGGAGUCGUCGCCAGACGAUUCAAAUGUAUCACUCUCUGCCAACCCACCCAAUGUCAAAAGCGUUUCGUCUCCCACACUCGCGCCGUCACCGCCGGCGCCGGCGCCACCGCCACCCAUGGGAGGCUCAGAAGGCGUCCCACCGCCACCACCACCACCACCGCCACCACCACCCAUGGGGGGCCCGGGUGGCAUACCACCACCGCCACCACCACCCAUGGGAGGCCCGGGUGGCAUACCACCACCGCCACCACCACCCAUGGGAGGCCCGGGCGGCGUGCCACCACCACCACCACCACCCAUUGGCGGAGCUGUUGCUCCACAGACGCCAGUCGUGCCCGACAAAAUUAUGCCCUCCAAGCUGCACUGGCGGGCCUUACCGGCGUAUCAGCUGCAGGAGACUGUUUGGCAAGAUGCACAGGCGGAAGCUCACCAAGAUGCCAUUCAGGUGGAUGUUGAAGCAUUCGAGUCCUUAUUUUGUCAAACCGCUGAGGAGCACGCUGCAGGCCUCGAGCGGGAGCGGGAGCGCAAGGCCAAAGCCGCGGCCUUGAAGAAACAAUCAUCUCUUAACAUUUUGGACAGCAACCGUAGCCGCAACGUCAGCAUUGUGCUACGUCGAUUUCUCAAGCCAGAAGAAAUUGAGCUACUACGUCUCUUCAAGGGCGACCCCAGCGAGCUCCCCGAGCCCGAACGCUUCCAUAUGGCGGUUCUGGAGCGCAACGUGGAUAUGGCAGCCAUGGUGGAUGCUUUUAUGGUGCGCCUAGAAUUCUUUGAACGGCACGAUGCAGUGGCUUCGGGGCUGGCAACGCUAGAAACAGCGUGUUCCUGUCUCCAGGCCAGCACGAAUCUUCGUGUUGUUCUCAAGCUGGCCUUGGACCUGGGUAACCUGACCAACUACAGCUAUGCCCAUCCCUCGCAACGUCGGCUGGCGCACGGCAUUUCCACAGAGAGUCUGCUCAAGCUUCGAGACAUCAAGGCGGGCAAAGAUCGGUCCACGUCCUUACUUACGUUCUUGGCCAUGACGAUUGCUGACCAGAGACCCGAAUGCGUGGACUUGGACGAGGAAAUUGGAGUUGUGGAGGCCGCCCGUCCGCAAGAUCUCGCCACGCUGAAGCACGAUACAAAUAGCCUGCGCACGAGUGAGUCAAACACCGUCACCAGUCGUGCCUGGCACGCACCAUCUUCAAUCGGUGGCGUUUGA